CGCGUGAAACUUAGUCAUCGUCUCGCGCGACCACAUGCGUAGGUAUUUUUACUUUGAUCGUUGUUGAUCAUCCGUUCGACGAAGCAUUUCUGAUUUUUACGUUUUCCCUGAUUAUUCCUGCAUAGUUGACGGAAUUGAUACAUUAUUUUCUGUAAUCUUCCUUACAAGAACGAAUAACGUAAAAGAAUGAUAUUGUAAAACGAAUUGUUGUAAACGCGUGGGCGACACACGGUAGGACUCUCAAUAGUGUGACGACAGAAGGGACAAACAAAAUCGCGAAGUGAAUAACAGUUGAUUGUCAACAUGGCGGACAGCGAUUUGCUUAUUACUAUUUCAGGCGCCGCGCUCUCGUUAUUAUUCUACGAAUAUGUUCGCAGCCGCGGAGAUCAGAUGGGUUUUUUGCUAGGGGAGAACCUUGAGUUCGUAGUGAAAUCUUACACGGAUGCGGAAAAUCAAAUAGAAACUGUGAAGAGACACAACAAUAUUGAAACUGUUGUCACUUGCCCAUUGCCAGAUCUUCUACACGAUUCUAUCGGUAGAAUUAAUAAGGAGAAAUUGAAGGACUUUAUGAGAGAUAAAAGCAAACAAGUGAUCGGUUGGUUUCGAUUCAGGCGCAAUGCUAACUUGGUGCUUACCAUGAGGGACAAAAUAUUGCACAAACAAUUUGCUUCGCAUUUCUCUGGAAGUAACGGUUGCGCGGAAGAGUUCUUUGUUACAUGCCUAUUGAGCUCUUCGAUCUCCAGCGAUAGAGGCACGCAUAAGUUUAAACAUGUCUUCUUGAAAUGUGCAAGAGGGAUGUUCGAACCAGUUCCUUUAAAAAUAAUUAACUUGGGAAAUGAUUUAGAUAUACUCGAAGGUUCUGAUUACAAACCUGCUCCUACCAAAAAGUUAUCGGAUACACCAGAUGUAUUCAGUGAUCUCAUAGAAUCGUUAAGUUUGGAUCUUGCAAGAACCUCGGGUCUCGAAUCUGCUAUUAAAAUACAAAAAGUAGCAGAGCAGUAUUUGGAUCAGUUGAUUCCAGAGUUAUGCGAAUCUGAUCAUGAAGUGGCAGAUCUGGAAAGGCAGAUAAGGGAAUUUAAACUUACUAGGAAGACAAAACUCAAUGGAAGUACAAAUAAUAUCGAUAAGAAAUGUAAAAGUGAGAAAGAUUGCAUCGGUAGAAAACUUCAAAAGCUAGAAAAUUUGUCUCCUUCUAGAAUAGAAUUACCAGAAAACGUUUGCGAAGAGCGGCAAUGUAUUAAAGAAAAUUGCACUACAACUAGUCAAACUCUUACACCUAUUAAAUCCAGAAAUAUAGCAGUGAAUAUAGAAAAAUCUGUAAAUCAAAUCAAGAUAAGGAAAUCGACGGUAGACACGGUAAACAGCACGGACCCACCGCGUCAAGAUUCACCGCCCAUAAAAUCCACUUAUGCACCUAUCCUAAAUAGGUGCUAUCCUAACAUGGAAUCAGAAAUAGUAAAGGAAUCUAUCUGCAAAGGUGAAACAUUUGUAUGCGGUAUUGGUAGAGGUAGGGGAAAAUUGAUACAAGAUCUUCAGCCUGGACUGAAAAAAGCUAGGAGGACUUCGGGACCUCCUACACGGAGUAUUAGUGAAAGAACUUCGCAUAGUCAAGUGUCGCAACAACCGAGUGAGGCGAAUUGUGUACAAAAUGUUUCACCUCAAGUAUCUUAUAAUCAAAUUACAAAAAAAAAGACAGACAAUACGCGGAAAUCGGAUGUAGCGGAUAACCAUUAAAAAUAAUUUUUUAUUCUUUAUUUAAUUUCACUCGAAAGCUUUAUGAGAAUAUACUUAAAAAACUGUAGAGCAUUAUAACAUAUUAUAACACGCACGUGUGUAAUAUGUUGUAAUAUGUAAAAGUAAAUAAACAGACCGCGCCCGUGUUCCACGCACAGCGAGUCUGCCCUUGAAACGUUCCAACCACUCUGAAACGAUAAAACGCUACUGUGCCGUGUUUAUAGUAUUGAAAGUGUGCAUUAUGGAGUGGAGAGAUAACAUAGACUGAACUACCGAAUAGUUUUUGACGUACUUUCGUGGAAGUUCGAAACUCGAAGAUAUUUUUCAAAACGCAUAGAGAACAAUUUGCUUUUCUUUCUUUUUUGUGCGACGCAGAUAAUUUUUUUUAAUGCAGUCUCUAAAUAUUUGCGACGGUCCAUAGAUACAUUUAUGGACGAGGUAUAAAAUAAAUACAUACGUUUUGCAUUACCAUGUUUUAUAAAUAUCAAACUAAUAUGUGUGUUAAAUACUUCAUAAAUAAUUCAGAGUUUUUCUUUUUAAAUAGUUUCUUCAAAUACUAAUCGUAGUAUAUAAAGUGUUCAAGUUAUUGGGGAACCUUAAGCUUUUUUUUUUGUACAGAAAUGCUGGAACAUUGUUAAAGUAUGUCGGCAGGAUUAUUCGGGACACCUGUUACUUCCCAUAUCGUAGCCGCAAGUCUCCUGGAAUGUUCUAAAACGCACGAUGACGUUGCCAAGCCGAGAUGGACGCAGUAAAGUUCAUAAAUUCUGAUUUUAUUCGCGGAUAAUUUAGGAAAGCAUGUCUCUGCUAAUUUUCUAUAAAACAAAGUAAGUGUUUCAAGUGGAAGAAAAUAGGAAAUUACGGUAAUACCAACCUGUAAUAAUCUCCACAAAAUAUACCCGGCACUGGAAAAUUUUUCAUUAUGUGAUUCAAGUAAACUUUACACUUUAAUGGUGAUCCCUAAAAGCAUAUAUAUGUAUACGGUACAAACAGUGCAAUAUUGUAUUUCUGUUACUUUCAAAUGCUAAUAUUUACUCACAGAACUGUCCUCAAACCAUAAAAAGUAAGCAUAAUUGAAUGUUGUAUCUUUCCACAUGACCGACAAGUGUCCUUCUUCUAAAUGCAUUCUACUUUGUUUCACCAUAUUCCAGAUCUAUAAAAGUAAUAUUCGAUUACGUCGAUGUUGAAUUGAUAUUUAAUAUAACUUUUAAAUAAAUCACCUUCUUUGUUGUAAGAGUGAGAGUUUCUGGAUUGGUGAAGUCUAACGUCGGAGCUGUUAGCCGAUGAGUGGUUCUGUCUAUGUAUAUGAAAUGCACAAGGCCUGGAAACUCUUCUAGAUAUUUAUUGAUGGUUAGGGAAGUUCUCGUAGAUUAUAUGGCAUUAAGGAGGUAUAUUUUCAUAUGUAAUUUAUUAUCAAAAAAAUAAAAAAAUAACAUUACAAAACUGCGGUAUUAAAAAUAAUUUUAGGUAAUUGCGAAAGGAUAUGAUCCAAGCGUGAAGUUCUUCAGUGCUUUCACUUUCAGGAAGUCACUGAAAUCGUUCAAUUUUUGACGAACGAGCCUGCCUACGGUUGUAAGCACGUCAAUGCCUUGCUUUAAGAAGUUCUUAUCGAAGCACGUUAAUCUGUAUAAUUCUUUUAAAUUAUCUGUGAAUCCAGAUGUAUUCGAUUCAAUCUGAAGAACAGAUUCUGGAUCUCUGGAUUUCAAGAGAUCCAUAUAUUUUUUCCUAACAAACUCCCACUUUACUUGCAACCUUCUCUGACACAUGUCAACGUCGUUACUAACAUUGGCUCUGUUCUUCUUGAUUCCAUCUAACGCUUUCUUCAUAGCUAAGUCAAAAUUCUCAAAUGCUGGUCUUAGCUCGUCGAUGUCUCUUUGAAGUUGCAAACCGUUUAUAAUAUUUAAAUAAUGAAAACUAUCGUAUAAUCCGGAUGAUGUAGCCAAAUUUGUUACUUCCGCUAUCAUGACAAGAUUAAUGCCAUCGGCUAGUUCAAAAAUGUGAACUGCGUUAGCAAUGUAAUCGUGUUCUGAUCCGAGCAGAAGUACGUUGCUGUACAAGUCAUCGUCCAUUAAAGAAUGUAAACCCUC
This is a messenger RNA of Megalopta genalis, 3818 nucleotides long. RefSeq names its product BRISC complex subunit FAM175B. The record is from RefSeq and is a predicted model, not a curated record. NCBI's taxonomy places the organism in Eukaryota, Metazoa, Arthropoda, Insecta, Hymenoptera, Halictidae. Gene Ontology annotation, biological process: mitotic spindle assembly; attachment of spindle microtubules to kinetochore; protein K63-linked deubiquitination. Gene Ontology annotation, cellular component: nucleus. Gene Ontology annotation, molecular function: polyubiquitin modification-dependent protein binding; microtubule binding.